Caenorhabditis remanei is the source of this 411-nucleotide messenger RNA. RefSeq lists its product as uncharacterized. NCBI's taxonomy places the organism in Eukaryota, Metazoa, Nematoda, Chromadorea, Rhabditida, Rhabditidae. The coding region runs from base 1 to 411 and encodes 136 amino acids. The record is from RefSeq and is a predicted model, not a curated record. The transcript is spliced from 2 exons.
AUGAUACUCUUCAUUCUACUUCAAUCCUCAAUUCUUGUUUUUCUCCUCACUGGAUGUGGUGGAAAGAAGAAAAAGGCGGCAAAGACAUCUGCUCAUAAACAGAAUCAAUCAAAAAUGGCUCCUCCACCGCCGAGUUCAGUCAAACCUCCUCCAGUGGAUACUGAAGUGAAACCUCAACCAGAAGAACCUGUGGCUCCGCCUCCAAAGGCUCCAAGUCCACCGAAACCAAUUGUUCAGGACGCCAAAAUGGCUGAAAUGGCACCUGAAAGUAUUAAGGAAGAUGAGAUGAAAGGAGGAAUCAAAUUGCCGGCGCCGCCGAAGAACAUGAAAUGCGAAAGUGAUGUCCAGAAGCCAGCCGAGAAGAAAGAGGAGAAGGAUGAGAAAGAUGAGAAACACGAUGAAAUUAUGUGA